AUGCGUUGCGCCUCAAUCUCGGCCGUGAUUUUCGCGGCUGGCGUUCAUGCCGCCGCUGUCAAUAUCAAGGUGAAGGCCACCUCCAGCACCGUCGGCUGGGAGACGGCUUAUACUGCGACCGGCACCGCGGCGGUUGCUGCUGCUGCCGCGACGGCCAAGACGAGCAGUCCGACCAGCAAGGUCAAGGGCAAGGCCUUUGAUCGCUUCGUCGUCAUCUGGAACGAGAACACCGACUACGAGAAGGCGCGCGGUGACGCCAACCUAUCGUGGCUCGCCUCCAAGGGUAUCCUUCUGGAGAAUAACUUCGCCGUCACCCAUCCUUCGGAGCCCAACUACUUUGCCUCCGUCUGCGGCGACUACCUCGGCAUGCAAAAUGACGACUUCAACCGCGCCGACCGCAACGUCUCUACUGUCUUCGACCUGCUCGACACCAAGGGCAUCUCUUGGGCCUCGUACCAGGAGGACAUGCCUUUCUCCGGCUUCGAGGGUAUGGCCUGGGUUAAUCGUCAGAACGGCGCCAACGAUUACGUCCGCAAGCACAACCCGCCCAUCUUCUUCGACAGCGUCACCAAAUCCGAGCAGCGCCUUUCUCAGAUCAAGAACAUCUCCAUGAUCAACAAGGACGCAUCCAUGUUCCACCGCGACCUCAAGGCCAACAAGCUGCCGCAGUGGAUGUUCAUCACGCCCAACAUGACCUCCGACGGCCACGACACUUCCGUCACGGUCGCCGGCACGUGGACUCGCAACUUCCUCGAGCCGCUGUUGAACGACAAGAACUUCAUGAGCAACACCCUGGUCCUCGUCACCUUCGACGAGAACGAGACAUACAGCCACCAGAACCGCAUCCUCGGAAUUCUUCUGGGCGAUGCUGUUCCCAAGGACAAGGUCGGCACGACUGACUCCAACUUCUACAACCACUACUCCGAGCUCGCGACGGUGCAAGCCAACUGGGACCUCCCGACGCUCGGCCGGUGGGACGUUGGCGCCAACGUCUUCCAGGUCGUCGCCGACAAGACGAAGAGCGUGAUCCGACAGUGGAGCGAGUCGUCCAAAACCCCCGAUCGCUUCUACAACCAGUCCUACGCUGGAUUCUUCAACACCAAGGCCCCGAAGCAGUACCCCAAGCCCAACUUGGGUUUGGAGAAGAACGCCGCCGGCAGGAAGAUUCUUGACAUCGUCAAGAAGACCUGGGAAAAGAGCACCGCGCCUACAUACUACGAGGACACCAUCCAAGUUCCCGAUGGCCUGAACCCUCCUGCUGGAUACAAGGCCUAA
Molecule: messenger RNA, 1275 nt
Organism: Colletotrichum karsti
Lineage: Eukaryota; Fungi; Ascomycota; Sordariomycetes; Glomerellales; Glomerellaceae
Product: phosphoesterase
Exons: 2
Coding region: 1-1275 (424 amino acids)
Biological process (GO): phospholipid catabolic process
Molecular function (GO): hydrolase activity, acting on ester bonds
Source: RefSeq, a predicted model, not a curated record